This is a messenger RNA of Branchiostoma floridae (Florida lancelet), 2267 nucleotides long. Its product is annotated as progestin and adipoQ receptor family member 3-like. The coding region runs from base 476 to 1465 and encodes 329 amino acids. Gene Ontology annotation, molecular function: signaling receptor activity. The transcript has 8 exons. NCBI's taxonomy places the organism in Eukaryota, Metazoa, Chordata, Leptocardii, Amphioxiformes, Branchiostomatidae. The record is from RefSeq and is a predicted model, not a curated record. Gene Ontology annotation, cellular component: membrane.
GGAAUUCAUGAUCUGCACAAACUGACAAUGUAAAUCUAGCCCUAAACCAUGGCAAACAUGUUAUGGUCUGCCCACAUACUUGUACCUGAUAACUCCAUCAACUCAGUCAGGACAUACAAGAAUGCCUUCAGUUGUACAGUACUAGUGGAUGGCACACAUGGUAUCCAAUAACAGACAGUAUAAAAAACAAGGUGUAACCAGUUGCAAAGGAGUCAUCCAUUCCAGACAAGCAGGUUGUUAGUUCACUCUUGGUACACAAUUUAGGUUACUGGGCUCAAUUUUGUUUGGUGUUGUAUCGCAAGGACAGACCUCCUUUUGGACAAGGGACAAACAGCAACAACCAUUUCAAGGAAUCAUCACAGUAAGAUUGUGGAUCAUAUACCAGUACACCAAAUAAGGAGUGCCCACCAAGUUCAUGGUAAUUCAGUAGGAUUGUUGACGUCUUGCGGACUCCCCAGGAGGCCAUGUACACCAUAUGGGACCACAAAUGAUGGAUUCAAGUUCACAAAGGAGCAAAGAUCCCUUCCGAAGGGUUUCUAUGGAGGAGGCUGGGCUGAGCUUUCCUGAGGUGUUCAGCACCAAGUCUGACAGCUAUGGGAUCCAGCUGUAUGGUUAUGACGAUAUCCCCAAUUUCCUGAAGGGGAACCCGUAUGUGGUGGGUGGGUACAGGGCAUACCUGCCCACUGCACUAUGUCUGAAAAGUCUGUGUGUGCUGUCCAAUGAGACAGUGAACAUCUGGAGUCACCUGCUGGGCUUUGUUCUGUUCUUCAUCCUGGGUGUCUAUGACAACCUGGUGACCAUUCCGGGGGUCCAUGGGACUUACAACGACCAUCUCAUCUAUACUGUGUUCCUUGCAUGCUUCCAGUUUUGUAUGCUGUGUUCUGCUGGCUAUCAUCUUCUCUGCUGCCAUGUAUCAGAGAGAGUCGCUCGCCGCUGGCUGUCCCUGGAUCUGGCUGGAAUCUCAGUCGGAGUUAUGGGCUGUUACUUUCCUGGAGUUUACUAUGCUUACUACUGUAACUUGUUUUGGCGAGACCUGUACCUGUUGCUGGUGACAGUGUUAGUCGCAGUAACAUUGGUGAUGCAGCUCCACCCACACUUCCUGUCAGCCGCCUGGUCCAGUCGCAGGCUGGCCCUGUUCUCUGCACUCGUCGCCUACGGGGUCUGCCCAGCUGUUCACUGGAUAUUCAUCAGUGGGGGGUGGAAUCAGCCUAUGGUACAGGUGUUCUUCCCAAAGGUAGUGAUAAUGUACUUCCUAGGGGUUCUUGCUCUGGUGUUUUAUGGUACUAAGGUGCCUGAGCGCUGCUUGCCAGGUAAGGUGGACUAUGUGGGACACAGCCACCAAUGGUGGCACCUGAUCGUGGUGGCGGCAUUUUACUGGUGGCACCAGUCAGGCCUCAGCCUCAUGCAGUACAGACUGCAGCACCCCUGCCAUGGCCUGGAGACUAGGCUACAGCCUGAUCUAUAAUGGUACAAGUAGGCUUAAGAGGAGGCAUAUACCACCAUUCCUUUGUCAGAUUGUAUGUGUUCACAGAGGAAACCUGUGUUGCAGGUUAGGUAAAGAACAAGGGGCAUUAUGCAUGCUUCAUCAUUUUGGCACAUACAUUUGUACUCCAAUGUCAGUUGUACAUUUAAUAUUUAAGAAAAUACUAUUUCUACCUCAGUAAGACCAACCUUUACAUUAGCUACUUUUGGUUUGUAGCUUUGUUGUCAUGUCAGAUGCUGCUAUUUUAUGGUUUUAUUGACACUGUUAUUCCAGCAUUAAGUAAUCAUAAGUGUGUGUAAGUAUCAUGGCUUGAACAUACAAAAUUCUACAUAUACUAUACUAACACAUGUAAUUGUAUAUAUAUAAAGUCUGAAAUUGAUUUACUGUACUAGUCAGACAUUGAAUCUGUUACUACUACAUGUACAUGUAGUAUAUUUUAGCCAUAAAGAUUCUUUCAUAAAAUAACAAUUGUGCAGUAUAAUAAAGUGAUAUCAAGACUGAAUUGUAUGGAAUGGGCACUUUUUAUGGGAAAAAUGGAGCAUUGAAAUGUUCAUCUCCAACUUGUCCAAUGCCAACUUUUACCAAUCUAUAGUAUUGAAGUUUCAAUAUCUUUAAAGCGUUUACACCAUAUUUAUAUUGUAUGUAAUGUACCAUUAGAAGUGUGUUUACUGUACAAGACCUGUGCAAUAUUGGUAGUAUAAAGUAUGUUGACUGUGGUACAAACAUGUAAGAUCAAACUUAAGACAUGUACUCCAUGGUAAGUUGGUUUGAGUAAAGAUGUUUU